Messenger RNA from Echinostoma caproni, 1698 nucleotides. The record is from the annotation of a GenBank genome assembly. NCBI's taxonomy places the organism in Eukaryota, Metazoa, Platyhelminthes, Trematoda, Plagiorchiida, Echinostomatidae.
AAACGUCGACAAUCUAGCCUGGAUCGUGCGGUUCUGCGCAAGCACAAAUAUGAGAAUUUGACAAUGCUCCUAAAUACCCCACAAGCACUCGCCCUGCUCCGAUCGAAAUCACCCGGUCAAGCUGGUGUGCCAGAAAAGCCUGCACAAACCCAGACGAUUACGCAAUCGGUAAUGAACACAGCUUCUAUUGUCGGCAAUUCGGCAACCGGUACAGAAACUACCACCACGACAGUUGCGCAAUAUGAAAUCGCACGGCCAGAGUUGCCCAAACUCUGUCUUUCUCCUCGUUUCCCACCAGACGGUGCAGCUUUUUAUGAGAUUUCCCCACCCAAUUCCAGUGUGUCCACUUCUCCCGUGACAAAUUCAAACCCUGACUUGAAGUCAAACUGUAUGGGACCACCACCAACACAAGCUCCAGCAUCUAUCGCAGCGUUGACACACACUUCGUGGGCAGCAGAAACAAUGUGGAAAGCACAACAGAAACCAGAGAGAUCUAACGGUGUGUCGGAUGCACCAUCCACCCGUAUCAUCACUCCAGAUACAAACAAUGGGUUCAGUGGCAUUACUCCUAGGGAAACAAACGGCUCAUCGCGAACACAUCAACCCAUUUUGAAUGAGUCAUCCACCCUUCGAACUGGACUAUCCACUCAGCCAGCUCCUGAAAGUAGCAUUGAUGCACGAUCGGAUUGGUUUCCACCAGCCCCGCCUCCGCCACUUCAAUCUGCCUCUUUGCCCUCUGGUGAGGCGGAAAUUAGCAAACCGAAUACGGCCAGUUCAAGUGCGAAACAGACCAGUGCAAACGUUCCCCCGAGCCCGAAUUCAGACACUCCCAACGCAGCUCUCCAGACGAACAGAAACGUGUCCAGUCCGGAACCGACCGUUGCCCAGUCUUCUAAUCAUACGUUGUCAACCGAAUCGCCCAGUAAACGAACAGUCAGUCAAUCAACCACCGCUAAUACGGUGACUCGCCCGAUCCCGCUCAAAAGCAGUCCAGUCACGGAUGGGCCAGCGGAUUACCAACGCCACCACAGCCUUCCGGGUACCACAACGAUUACAACACCGAUUUUGGACGGCCGUUCUGUGGUCCCUUGGAAACCCACUAGUCGAGAUUUAAUCCCACCCACUGACCCCGAUCCCAAUGUACGAGCUGCGGUUGCUGCCGCAUUGUCCCAAUCGGUCGCCUAUUCCGAUGAUAGCCCGCAAUGGGUACCACCAAAACACACUAACCCUACGCACAAUGUGCUCGCUCCGACUUCGGAAUACGUGGGCACAGUACCGCCAAAUGCGGAGUAUGCAUAUGAAAGCGAUCGAAUAGUGUCGGAAGUUCAGACCACACCGCGACAUACCGCAACUGCGGUUAGUCGUCCAACCUGCCUGACCACACAGACCGGAUCCGUGGACCAGCAUCAGGUCGAUCGUAUCAGGCAACCUAACAGACGUUUCGUAUCAGAAAGCUCUUCAUCCAGUCGACGAGAAUCAGGGCGUCGCAAUCGUACAACAUCAGAUAUGGAUGCUCUACAUCUAUUAGCUGAGAUGGGACACCGCGGAAUGGGGCAGCAAUUGCUGGAUGGGAGUCGGUCAUCUGAUGUGGGUGGGACCAAUCCACACACUGUUUCACCGACCGAGGCUGAGUGGUGGCGAGCACAACAACGGUCAGGUUUGUUACCCUACGGUAAGUGUGAAUUCUCGUUCCGCUAA